Molecule: messenger RNA, 432 nt
Organism: Lodderomyces theae
Lineage: Eukaryota; Fungi; Ascomycota; Pichiomycetes; Serinales; Debaryomycetaceae
Gene: COF1
Product: cofilin
Exons: 3
Coding region: 1-432 (143 amino acids)
Biological process (GO): actin filament depolymerization; actin filament severing; cell motility
Cellular component (GO): actin cytoskeleton; actin cortical patch; cytoplasm
Molecular function (GO): actin filament binding
Source: RefSeq, a predicted model, not a curated record
AUGUCCAGAUCAGGAGUUCAAGUUGCUGAUGAAUCAUUGACUGCUUUCAACGAUUUGAAAUUGGGUAAGAAAUACAAGUUUGUAAUCUACACCUUGAACGACGCCAAAACCGAAAUUGUUGUUGAUGAAACUUCCACUGAAUCGGAUUACGACACUUUUUUGGAAAAGUUGCCAGAAAAUGAGUGUAAAUACGCCGUCUAUGACUUUGAGUAUGAAAUUGGUGGAGGUGAAGGUAAGAGAUCUAAGAUUGUAUUCUUCACUUGGUCACCAGACACCGCACCUGUCAGAUCCAAGAUGGUUUACGCUUCAUCCAAAGAUUCAUUGAGAAGAGCUUUGAACGGUGUAGCCGCUGAUGUCCAAGGUACCGAUUUUUCGGAAGUUGCCUACGAAUCCGUUUUGGACAGAGUCAGCAAGGGUGCUGGAUCUCACUAG